This is a messenger RNA of Cinara cedri, 40806 nucleotides long. NCBI's taxonomy places the organism in Eukaryota, Metazoa, Arthropoda, Insecta, Hemiptera, Aphididae. The record is from the annotation of a GenBank genome assembly.
CUCUCGCCGCCGCCCCGUAAUAUCGUUUUCUUUCCGGCGAUAAUAUCGCGCGUGCGACUUAACCCGUAUAUUGUUAACCCGCGCGCCACGCGUUGCCCGACGCGAAAUAUCACCGCAGUGCGCUCGGCGAUGACACGGCCGUCGGUGGGACGUGCGCAACGGCAUCCGCGGCUCUCGGCCGCGCCGCCGAUAAGCCAACGGUAAUAUUGUAAUCGGUUGUUGACAGUUACCGUCGGUAUCGUUUUUUCCCCCGCGCCCGGCCGGGUCGUCGGCGUUCCGGACUCGCGACCGAACCCCGGAAGUGCGAAGUGACGUGCGUCGUCGCUGCGGAGCGGCGGCAAUAUCGUUGUAAAAUAAUCGGAUAAUGGCGACGCGGCGGACCGCGACCGCCGUCCGUUGAAACCGCAGCCGCCGCCGCCGCCGCCUUCGCCGAGGCUAUCGCCGCGAACAGCCGUCGCCCGGGUGUGAUGGCAAGCGUGGGCCAUUCCAAGGUGUUUAUACUAGACAAAUACUUCACGGAGCUACAGAAGUUCUGGGAGACCGAGAUCAAGUUGCAAGGUACGCUUACAUCGCGUGUACGCGCGCCUAAAAACGUCGACUGCGUGUCGGUUACAGGUUUAGAAAGAAUGUUCUCCCGAAACUGGAGACAUUUCGGUUUCCGUUCGUUGUUUCCUAUCGAUCGGCGGUCUAUUUUAAUAAUAUACGGCCGCUGUGUAUGAAAAUCUGCUGAGUAGUUAGUGGCGGAUCAAACUGUUUUUUUUUUAUUUGGGGGGGGGGUCGGUCGUAUUUAUCGCGUAGGGUCAUUAACGGGAGGCGGUCAAGAGACGCAAUCAUGAGGCGUAAUCGAUACAAAUAAAAAUGUGAACGUCGGUACGAGUAUUGGCCAUUUGCCACCUAUCCCCCUCCCCAUCCCCCGAUACAUUUUUUCGUGCGUCUUUGCCCGGAGUAAACACCAGGCCUUAUAGACUAAUGGGAUGCAUUGACACGGUGGGCAUAUGUGGGCCGGUGUUCUACAUGCGUGUAAUAAAAUCGAUUUACGAAUAAUACUGAAAAAUAUCGUCUGUACAGAUCGGAUAGACUUUUAAUUUAUUGAUCGGCCGGACCGUCCGGUUCGCCCGUCGUUCGAAAUUCCUUAAAAUAUCUUACGGCCUCUGUCGCGACAGGUACGCGUAGCCGCAUAGAGGGGCAAGAUAGUUGAAAAAAAGUAUCUAGAUACAAGAUACUAGAUACGUUCAUAUUUACUUCUACAUAAAAGAUACAAGAUACAUUCCAUGUUUCCCAAAAGAUACUAAAUACUAGAUACUGUUUUUCCUCCCUUUUAGAUACAAGAUUCAAGAUACUAGAUAUUAAAUACUGUAUCUAACAUACAGGACACAUUUAUAAUAAGAAACUUAUAGUAUGUCAUAGUACUUAUACUACGAUGAUAGGUUUUAACUUUGUUUUCAACGAAAUAAAAAAUAAAAACGUAUUACACAUAAUACUGUGAAAAAAAAUACUCAACAAAAUACGAAAAUCAGAAUAUAUAAUAUCAAAAAUGUCAUAUAAUCCCAAAAAAUGUAACCGUUGUAAUGUAAUUAUUGUAAAUUGAAAAAAUAAACAAAUCGUAAUUUGUAACUAGUAUCUAGAAUAUUUACAAAAAAAAAAAGAUACAAGAUACAAAUGUAUCUAAGAUACGUAUUAGAGAUACCAGUAUCACAGAUACUGCCCAUCCUUACGUAUAGGUACACCUUUUGUACAUUUUUUUUUUUUUAAUUUCACAUACAUAUUAUUAUAAAUAUUACAAUGCGCCGGCCGGCGGUUUUAUUAACCGCGAUUAUUGCGUCGUCGAGAAAGUGUCGCGGUCGGUUUUUUUUGUCCGGGACGAAAACUCCGCGCAGGUCAAUCUGUCCGUCGCUCUCGCCGUUCGCGGAGCGACUUUUUUAACGGCGCAAUUUAUCGCGCCGGACACGGCCGCCGUCGCCGCGGCAAUAACAACGCGUAAUAAAAAAAUAAAAACGCGAUUCGCGUUCCCGUAAAAACAAUAAAUAAAAUACGAUCGGUCGCGUGCGUUUAACGACGGCCGCAAUAGUAUUCGCGUUAACGAGCGUUGAAGUAUAAAUGAGUACGCCGCAGAGCCGUACCCGUCCGAGUGACCUAUAAUUGAUUUUUACCGCGCUCGCCCGACUUUGCUGGGCAGUCGAAAAAGCUUGGCGAUAAAUGAUUUCGUAACGUCGGACGAUCAAUCGCGGCUAUUCAAAAUCGUAACACAGUAAGUCACAAAAUUCGCAAAUUUUACAGUAGAGACGUUUUAGUAAUGAUUACUCGUCUAACGCGGACAGGUGCGCCGUGUACAGGGGGGCUCUGGGGCUGCAGCCUCCCAUGAUCUUGAUAAGUCGGAUCUCAGUCUCCCCAUGGUUCUCAUUUUAUCAAAAAAAAAUCAACAUUUGUCAUGCACAUCCUCAAAAUAUUAAUUUUAUUUAUAACAAAUUAAUUGAGAAAGAUAAACCUUUUUUUUUUUUUUUUUUGAUGUUGGUAGAAGAGAAUAAGUGUGUGGAUUUUGGUAAUCGACCAGGUUCUUGGUUAACUGAAGUUUGGUGUCGGGCAUUUUUUAAUUUUUAUCUUGUGAUUUUUCGCGAUGCUAAUAAUACUAUUAAAAUGUUAUAACAAACAACUAUAUUUUAGUAAUUGUUUAACGAACAAUUUAUGACAAAUAAAAAAGAAGUAUAUGUUUAGAUAUAAGUAAACCUGUACAUGUGGGUAUAAAAUAGUGAGUCCUUCCCCUCAUGACAUUUUCAAAACCCGGCAUUUCUGAACGCGAAUCACGGCUUACAGUUUAUUGCGAUUUCGAAUCGUUAAUCCCGGAAAAAAUUUAAAAUAUAUUUCGACCGAAAGCGCGAUAUCGAAAAAUCUGCGCGGUUCGAUUCGGAUCGGAACAAUGUCGGACAAUAUUGAUAUAAGGGGACGUCUGCAGCUGAAACUGUGUUAUGUUUUUGGACAGUUCGCGGUUGUCGCGCGGUCGAUUGGUCGAAAAUAAUAAUAAAAUAUUGUUUGCCGGACAUAAAAAAAAAAAAAAAAAAAAAAAAACGUUAUUCGAGAGAGAGAUGGAGAGAGAGAGAGAGAUACACAAUUAUCGUUAUUAUGCACUGCACGGCCACCACUACUACUGUACACUCUACCACCUACCUAAUAUGUAUACCAUUCUUACUAAAAAACUUACCAUGUACGCGUAUACCGUGUACAAUUAUUAUAUAGGCAUACGUAAAUUAUCAUAAUAUUGUUUCCCCGGGGCGCAGGACUGUUGCAGCGGCAUGUGCGUCAGGUCGUAUAAUAGGUGUGCGCGCGCGCGCGCGUGUAUGUGUGUGUGUAUGUGUAUGUGUGUGUGCUUGUGUGUGUGCGCGCGCGUGUGUACUUAUACCUUAAUUUGUAUUUGUAAAAAACCGAAAAGACCGCGUCAUUGAAGAUGAUGUCUUCUUAAAAAUCGUGUACAUAUGCGCGUAUGUUUGUGUUCCCGACAAAAAUAUUAUAUACGAACGCGAGCACGCCGCGGCUAUAAUAUAAGCCGGGUACACUGGAUAUUAUUUAGGCGUAUUACGUACAGAGAAUAGAGCAAAACGUGUUUCGACAUACUUACAAAUAUAAUAUAAUAAUAUUAUAAACGGGCGGAACAAAACGGACAUUAAUCAACGGGGAAACAAAACGAAAACGUUAAGUUUUUCUAAUUUAUCAAAAAAAAAAAAAAAACCAACCGUCAGCCUAACAAUCUCCGUGCAUAUAUAUAUAUAUAUAUAUAGGUGUGUGUAUCGGUCAGAACGCGUCUCGACUGUAGCGAUUAUUAUAUACAAAAAAAAAAAAUCUAUAAAAACUCGAAAUAGGUAAAAAAAAAAAAAAACGGGUUGUUAUAAAACGUUGCGGAAUAUAUCGAUCAAAAUCUCCGCUCGACUCGAAUUCCUUAUUGCGUACCUAGGUAUAAUAAUAUAAUACCAUUAUUUUAUUUACGACCUACAAUAAAAAAAAAAAAAUUUAUUUUUUGCGCGCGUGUAAUAAUUCGUAGGCAGAUUUUUAUUAUUAUUAUUAUAUUCUAUAAAAACUAACGAGCAAUUUCGUUUUUCGAAUUAAGUUUUUGUAAAUACAGUGAAAACUCUUUACUAUAACGAAUCUUAAGGGACCAAGAGAUUUCUUUCGUUAAACAUACAGAGUUUUCGCAAUGGAGAAGGUUAACGUAUAAAGCGAACUGACCAUUAUUAAGUAAGUUUUACGUUACACAAGGUUUUUCGUUAAAAAGAGUUCUCCGCGCAACAUCCAAAUUUAAUUUUACCAAUCAUGUCAUUUUGCAAACAUUCGGGUCUUAUUUAUUGAUUAUUAUAUCCUCUCCCCGCUCUCAACUGUCGAGAUUAAUCGUUUUUACAAGAAACAAAAAGAAAACUAUACGCAAAUGAAUCGUCGAAAUAACGCCUGUACACAGGUCGUAACUGUUACGUUUAAGGAUUUUCGAUCCACACUCGAUUCAAUCGACCGAAGCGAAUUAAGGGGAUUGGAAGCGACGAGUUUCUGUCUUUGUCUUGCACACGUGAGAUAUAGUGAUUCAGACGUAUUUUAAUUCUAACGUACCGAUUGAUCUAGUGAAGCGGAAAGAAUUCUGGAAAGAGAUUUGAAUUUGUAACAAAGUCUACUUGAGUACGUCUUUUUUCCUUUUUAAAUUUAUCCCCUUUAAAUUCUAAAAAAAAAACCCAUAUGAAAAAAUGGAAUAGUUUAAUUUUCGAGAAUCAAAAAUUAAAAACGUGGAAAAAUCAACUUCCAAUAGACUUCACGAAAAAUUCAAAUCUGUUUCCAGAACUCUUAUCGCUUCACUAGAUCAAUCGGUACGUUGGAAUUGAAACACGUCUAAAUCCCUAUAUCUCACGUGUGUAAGACAAAGAUAGAAACUCGUCACUUCCAACCUCCUUAAGUAAACCCGCAGCAAAAUGGAAACGGAUAAGUCGUUCGCGUAUGUAAGGUAUUAUUAUUAUUGUUUCGCCGUGACCGGUGUGUUUUUUUUUUUUUUUAUCAACUCCUUUUCGAUAUUUAUCACGUCCGUGGAUGUGCAGUGCAGCGUACGCGAAUUUUACGACGUCCGAUAAUAGAUUUCCCGACGGUACAUAGCCGCACGCGAUGCGGGGCGUAAGAUAUUAUUGUUAUUAUUAUUAAUCAUCGUUAUCAUCGUUUCUGCGCGGUGUUUCUCUGCGAGUUUGAAAAAAUCGUCGCGGUCAUCUCGCGAUUGAUAAAAAUAAAAUAAAAUAUAUCGCACACGCCGUGUUAUAAUUUAUAUUAUUUGUAUAUUGUUCGCGAGCGUACACGCAGUUCUGCGGGUAUAGUGUGUGUGUGUGUGUGUGUGUGUCGGGUUUAAACGAUUUUAUCAAUGACAAUACAUAUUUUUUUUAUUAUUAUUGUCUGUGCGUGCGUGCGUGCGUGCGUGCGUGCGUGUAUUAUAGUAGUGUAAUGUACGAGUGUCGGUCCGUCCAGACGGUUUCGUUCAAGGACGGGGCCCCGGCGUCCGACAUUUAUGGAGUCCGGUCUGAAGGGCGAGCACGACGCGUAUUAUUAUUAUUAUUAUUAUACAACAUUGUAAUAUACAAUGUGUACCCAAACACGUCGUCGUCGUCGUCGUCGUACGGGGCUCGGCCGGCCUGCGGCGAACCGCCGGCAAUCUUCGCCGAUUUGGAAUUUUUUUUUUUUUUUUCUUUCUCGUUUCUUUUUCGCCGUCUCUCCUCCCCCUCCCCCCCUCCCCCUCGCCCGUCGCGAACGCAUCGCGUUGGACGCGAGGCACAGGGCGAACGCGCGAAGUAAAUACGAAACGCGGCGAAAAUCGGCACACGGCAACGGUCCCGAUUCGCGCGGCCGGUCGGUCGGUCAUUACAUUACACGGGUAUUGUGCUAUUAUCGCGUACGCGUUACGCGGGUAUAACGUCUCCGAGGACCGUGCAGAAUAAUAAAUAAUACGCGUAUUUUAAUGGGGUACGGGCGCACCGAGCACCGUCGCCGCGUCUCCGUCUCCGUCUCCGUCACUCUCUCUCACUCUCUCUCACUCACUCUCACUCACUCUCCAAAGUCUCUCUCUCUCUCUCCGUGUCCGUACCUGUUGCUGCCUCCCGCGCGUAAUGUAAUAUUAUAAAUCACUCGACAAGAGCCCGGCGUGAAGCGACGGCCGCGGCGCGCGGGCACGCCGCCCGGUCUCUCCGGGCCGUCGCGGUCGGCUCCUUUGACUCCGGGAUACUUCCCACAGAACGUCGCACGAAACCCAAACUGCGCGUACACACGCCGGCGAGCGCGCGCGGAUUGAUUAUUAGGUUUGUUUUUUUUUCUCGUGUCCCACAGUUCUCAAGGUCCUACCCUAACCGACGCCCGUACGUACAGUGCACGAACGGAUGACCGUAAUGUUAUUUCUUCACCCCCCGCUCGUUCCUCCGGCCGUUUUCCGUUCUCGUCAACGCACGCCCGCGACGACAAUAGGGACCCCCAAGAAAAUCCGACACGCCGAGGCGGCCGGUACCUAAACGCACGCACGCGCGCGCGAGCGCACAUAUUGUUAUUAUGCUUUCGGAGACUCGGGGUUCUCGAAAAACGCGCGUACCUACUAGUUUUACGACCGAAACUCGACGGUUUUAUUAUGAUAUUGUUAUUAUAUUGUAGUUUUUGUCGAAAAUGAAAAAAAUAAAUAAAUAAAUAAUAAUAAUAACGUUCGAAUUCGUCGACGACCCGGUCCGGGGCCCCGCACGGCCGCGAUAUAACGAUAAAUAAUCACGUUGUAGUCCGAGCACCCGCCCGAUAUAGUACCGUUUUAUAGUAUGCCGAGCAUGCCGAUAAUGUUCGGUACCGAUUUUCCGCAAGCGUCUCUAUUAUUGCCGGUGCGUACGGUACGAAUGAAUCGCGCACGUGUACGGCCGUUUGCCGUGACAAAAUAAUGUACACAUAUUUUGCAACGUGUAUUUCUCCCCGUCGUAAAAAACAGCAGGUAUACGUCCGAUUUCUAUAAACCGUAACGAUAUUAUUAUGUGCGGGCGUUUAUGUAUGGACGUUUCCGGUUUUAAUGUGCGACUGCGGCGGGUACAGCCGCUGCGGCCGUCCCGCCCGGCGAUUUAGUUUCCGAUUUUUUUUUUUUUUUUUAAUUUUUUUAUUCCGUCAACCAUUACGUGUCUAUCUAAUUUGAAAAUCUUUUCGAAAUCCAAAAAUCAAUAAAACCAAACGCGUUUUUACGUGCACAUCCUACUAUAUUUAAUAUGUCACGAUUCACCGUCGUAAAAACCAAUAGUUAACAUAUUUUUAUUUAUUUAUUUUUUUUUUCUGUUAAUUCUGCGCGGUCAUUCAGGAACGCACCGGUGUUACAUGUGUUUUGUUUUUUUUCAAUCAACUUUCUUGUAGCACUUUUUUUAUCUAGUCUGUGCAUUGAUCAUUUUUUGAUUUUCCUCGUAAUUUUCUUAAGGGAACGCCACACCGGCAUCUACAACUGUCUCCGUUUUACAAACGCAACACAUAGCAAAUUUGCGUUCAGUAGUAAAGCAAAUUAGUUUAUUUUACCAAACUUAAAACUAAGACGAUUAUAGUAUAUGCCCUAGCGUUGAUUUUUUUUGAUAAUUUUAUUUUUGAGCAAAAUAUAAUCAUUUUUAAAUUGUGAUAUCAUGUCUGGUUUAAAAAUAAAAAUAACGAAAAAUCGAUUGCGCACAACCUUGUAAUCGUUUUACUUAAAUUUUUGGUAAUAGGUCAAUGUGCUUCAAUAUUAAAACUCACGGCACAAAAUUUGUCCUAUUGAACACAAAUUUGCUAUGAAGAAAAUAUCGAGUGUAAUAAGUAAUAAUAUUUUUUUUUCUCCCAAAUGACCUCCUUGAAGUACCUUGCCAGUGAGAUUUCCUUUCGGAAAAAGAGCUAUCAUUGUAAAUCGUAGCAAAAUUGCUGAUAUAAACGUUGCCAAAAAAAAUAAAAAAUAAAAAAAAAUAAACAUCAUUGUACAACCAAUACAUAUUUCUCGCUCUGCUCAGAAUCUAAAAACGUUUAACCGCGAGCGUCGCUAGAAAUAUUCGUCUGUUCGUCACAGUGUUUUUUUGUGUACACACAACAAAACCGAGAGAUUCGAGUUUACAUACGAUUCGUAAAGGACACACGUGUUGAAUCUGGGCAAUGCGAUUUUAUACACGGGUAUAUACGCGUAUUGUACCUAUACGUGAUUUUACAAUAAUCGUUUACGAGCAGUGGACCGUGUAUUAUACGCGAGUAUCACGAUUUUCGAAAACGUGUAUUAUUGUCAAACGGCCAUUUAUAUCGCACGAGUGUAUUUACGUAUUAUAGGGUGCGAUUUCGUUUUCGCGCGCUCCGGUACGGCCGUGUUAAAUAUUUUUUUUAUCUAAAAAUACGUAAUAUUAUACAGAGUGAUAUUUUUAAGCACCCCCCCCCCUCCCCGCACAUUUUUACGGCUGAAUUACGUGUACGGUUUGGAAUUUGCAAUCACAGUCAACAACGAUAUUUUCGAAUACUCGGAUUGUCCGCAACAUACGAGAAGAAUCCUGUCGGGGAGAUAUCGCUAUUCCAAAACGAGAACCUACACGUAUUUGUCUUCUCUACAAUAUGUGGUGCAAUUUUCAAAACGUUUCUGACGGUUUUCGAAGCUGUUUGCGACUGCCGAGAUUUUAGAUUCAGAACGAAGAACGUUUCUUUCCUUAACCAGUGUUACUCCGCUCUCAAUUCCCUAGUUCUUCUAGGCCUCUAUCCACUCUAUCCUUUCAUCGUUGUUUGGGACGUCCUCUCGGCCUCUUCGCGCUCGGUUUCCAUUGUGUAACUCGACCAAUAUUAUUUUCUCCGAUCUUCACACGCGUCCAGCCCGGCUCAGUCUACUAGUUAUUUUUGACUUCCGUGACAAAAUCUUUGAUCUAAGAACAAAGGCACUAAUCCGAACUGCCAUCUGUUAUUACUAUUGUACGUUAUUCGGAAAAAGUGCUUGUUUCCAAAAGUGACAUGUGGUGCGUUGUUUUGUUUUGUUUUAUUUUUUUUUCCGGUAGAGGUCAGCUGCAACAGCAACAGCAGCAGCGCACCGGCAGCACCGGACGAAAUUAUAUACACGUACCUAUACGCGAGCGCGCGCGCGCCCGGACGGCUUCAGGUUCAUGGUUCAUCACCAUUAUAAUCAGAGGCCAUUCUCCUCGGCCGCCCCAAGGUUUUAUUUUUAUUUUACUCCUUUUUCUCUCUCUCUUUCUUCCUCUCCUAUUUUCUCCUCUCCUCUCUUCGCCGUGUCUCGCGCGUAUUUGUGUGUACACGGUGUUCGGUGAGUAUUCGUGUGUGUGUGUGUGUGUGUGUGCGUGCGUGUAUGUGUGCGCGCGCGCGCGCUCGCGCGUAUGUGUGUAUGUGUGUGUGUAACCGUUUCAGGUUUGUACCGCAAGUCGAGUGUACACACGUCGCUCAUUAGUCAUUUUCGGUAUACACGAUGACGAUGACGACGACGCUCACACGAAUUCACAACGGCGGCGGCGGCGGCGGCGUGCAGUAAGUGGUUUUCUUCGAUCUCCUCGCGCGCGGGUCCGACGAAACGGAAUUGACACGUUAACCCGGAGGGGUUUUCUCGGUCCGUUGGAUCGGAAUGAAAACGCGGGUGUAUAAGAAAAAAAAUAAAAAAAAUACUACGACAUUUAGUCGUAUAAUAAUAGUUCAAGAGUUUCGACGUUGGUAAACACAGUCCCUCCCCCCCCAACGUGUACGAGAUAAUUUAACGAAUAUGCGCGCGGCGGAAAACACGUUAUCGUUAUCGAGAGGACGCGCCGCGCCCACACGAUGUUGUGCUGUGCCCCGUCUAUUACGGACGCGUGACGUAGCGAAUUUUAGGGACAACUUUGUACCCGAUACGAGUAUAUCAGGGAAAACUGCAAUAUCGAAAAAAAUCCACGCGGUUUGCACAGAUAUUCUCUUCCUAUCUGAAAGUUCGACGAUAGUGCAAUCCGCUCUGGACAAUAAACAAACAGCACAAAAUCGGUUUUGCUGAAUGUGCCGACUCCAAAUCGCGGAGACGGUUUUUUUUUUUUUUUAAGAAGAACACAAACACGAGUCUAAGCUAUAACAGCUUAGCUUUGUCAUUCUGCAGGAGAAACAAAAUACUAUGGCAACCCUUUAACAACUCUCUUAAGAUUCCUAUUUGUAAAUGGCGUUUCUUAUUUUGACUUCGUAUUUUACGAAAAUUUGUUGACAUAAAUCCUUUAUCACAGGAAAAAAAAAUGCACUUUAUUAUAUAGUUAUUAUCAAUCGCGUUUCAUAAUAUAUCGAUGACGAGCCUGUAAAUAAAUUACGGUGAUAUGAUAUCAUUCAACGCGGCAUUCAUACGGAAUCGAUAUUUAAAAACUGAUUUAACGCAUUCUUCAUAGAAAAAUCGUCCGACCCAUUAUAUACUACCAGAUGUUGUUCGAUAUUCGAAAAUACGAUCUCUGUUUUAUCCUCCUAUAUCGAUUUCGGUUUCGAGUAACCGAUACGGCUCGGUAAGCGGGAUAUUUGAUUUUAAUAAUAUUUUUAACAUAUUUUAUACACAUCCGGUGGCGUUUGACGUCGUCUUUGUAUAAUUUAAACCUGCGCGUUACAGAAUAUCGGUUUCAAUAAAUCCGUCCAAAUUACGCGGUCUAGAACGUAUUGAUUAUAAUAUUGAUGAUUGAUAAAUAUUUUCGGAUUUCGAUGUAGCAAGGUGUGUAGCAAGACGUGGUUUUUUCUAUCUCGGGAAACAAUUUUUCGGUUAGUAAAAAAUAACGCUCCGAAUCAUUUACGAUCGUCAGUUAAAAGAUGUGGAUUUUUCGACCGGUGUUACUUUAUUUGUGAAAUUAGAAGCACACCGGAAUAUUUGGGUGGUAAACAAGAAACAAAUUACUAAUACUAACACACAACGUAAUAAUUUAACCUUACCAAUUUACCUCUCAGAAUCGCUUUUCGAUUGAACUAGAAGCAAAUAAACGAAAUUAGACCGUCGAAUGUCAAACAUUAAAAUUAAAUUCAGCCAUAUAUUAUAUUCUGCAGCAAAUGUUAAUGACGGUGAUGAUAAUGAUGAUGGUGUAAUGAAAUGUAAUUUUCUAGUAGACCGACAAGUACGUUAUAUACGAGACGAACGGAUAGAUAUGAAUAAAAUAUUUAUAACAAUGGAACACCCACGUUGCAACUAAAUAUAUUCUUCGACACGAAGUCGCUCGCUGUCUUCUACGACGUCGUCUUCGUACAAAAUUUCCGAUUUAACUAUAGUUAAGUCUUAAAAAAUAUGUAAAAAAAUAUCACAAAAUUAUAAGUACGCGUUUUAUGUAAGUAGUGAGAUUUUUCACACGGACACCCGUCGUUCUCGAGGUUAUAAAUUAAUUAAAUAAUCCUCAAUACCGUUUUUAUAUAAUGAAUAUAGUUUUUGUUUUUCGUCCUAUUUCUACUUCUAUGUUUAACCAUUGCGUAUUUUAUCAAAUUUCCCCCCGAAAAUAGAGAUAAAUCUUUUUCUUCAACGGAUAAAUCACCGAUCAAUAGUUUGUGCAUCUGCAGUUUACAGAAUACUACGAUUUCCCAACGAUUACCAAGAUUUCUUAUGAGAUUACCGAAGAUUUCCCGUAAGAUUAUCAAAUAUCUGUGUACUGAUUUCCGUUAGUGAUUUACCCUAUAUUUUUCUCGCUUUUUUUGGAAAUUUCUAGCGGCUCUGUCUGGACCAAAUGAGCUCAAACUCGGGAAUUAGAGUUGUUUCAUAUGUUAUGUGGACUGAAGUAAUACAAAUUCGGUUUAGUUCAAUUUAAAUUUAACCUUGUUGUUGCGGAUGACGAUUGCUUUUUAGAUUUGCACUUCCCUAAAUUGGCACCUGCAGAGGUGUGCGAAGGAGCCAUUGUCCCCUUAGGAUUUUCAACUGUAUGUAUUUUACUUUUAUCAAUCACGCAUAAUGGGCAUACCACAACAGUAUAAAAUGUUUCUAGAAUAAAACAUUUUCCCCGUUUUGCCCCGGAUGGGAUUUUAUCCUCCAGGCGUACUCGUACUACAGAACUUCAGAUUGAACUAGGAUAAUUAAUAUUGUAUGUACAUACCAUUAGUAUUAGAUACCUUCACGUUUUGGAAUGCUUAAUUUUUUUUUGGAAAUAUUGUAAUUUAUUGUAACGUAUAGUAUAGAUUGGGUUAUAUUUGUAUAGUACUCAGUUAUUUAUACAUUUUUCGUUUAACAAAGUUUUAUAAUACAAAACAGCUGGAUGAAUAUUAUGCUGUAUAGUGGCAGAGCUCUGCUGUUUACGGAUGUUUUUCGUUUAUUCUAUUGCUUCCCCCACCCCAUCCUAAAUUUCGUCUGUAUAAGAUAGCGAAGCGAUUAAACGGAUUCUUCGAUACUAGACAAAUCGACGAGAAUUGCGCGAAAAUCGUGAAUAAUAAAAAAAUGGUCGUUGAAAUACAAAAUAAUAUCAUACGAUUCGGCCAAAAAACAUCGUAUUAUUCUUAAUCGGCACACAUACAUACGAUACCAGAUUAUAAUUGUAUAACAUUAUUAAUACGCCGUAAACGAACCGGAAUCGUGCGGUUAAUUUACAUAUUUAUCCGGCACCAUUAUAAUAAUAUGUAUAAUGUGUAUACGAGUACCUACAAUAGUAAUGCGAUAAAAACGAUAAAUAUUUUAUUUUUUGAAACCGUUACAUACUGUAUAUAGUAUAUAUACCAGAUACCUAAUGCCGAUGUAGUGAAAUCAUACGUUCGAAGUGCGCGUAAAAUCGCAUAUCGUCGGUACGGACGGUUUUUCGAAUCACCCCGGACGUGUUCGGGGAGAGGAGAGGUGUACUUGACCGUUUUCGGUCAGAACGAACCUAUCUAUUUUAUGUGUUUGAGACGAUUUUUUUUUCUCGUUUUGCAUAAUAUGAACAUUCAGUUUUUGUAAAAUAUAAAAUACGAAAUUAAUAUUGGUUCAAGAUUGUCCCCGCCCUAUCGAGCUUGAGCUAGGCGAACAAUCCGUUAUUUUCUACGUGCAUUUUUAUAUUUUAGCAUAAAAAUGGCCGGGGAGAGGGUUCAAAGUCAAUAUUUCCGAAAGGAACACCAAUGUUACUUACACCGCGCGUACACGGAACCGCGUCCCUCUAGGUUUAUUUAGGGUAUCUUCCAUGACGACACGAUGAAAUUUAACCGAAACGUUAUCACUUCGGUGCGCCUAAAAAACCCCAUUCUAAUUACUCGGGUUCGAGCUCCUCAUUGGUCCAGAAGGAGCGACUUGAGAUUCCAAAAGUAUGACGGGAACGAGAUAUCAUUAUAACGUAUCGAGACGCAGUACACCGCAUCGAAAUAUAGUCUUCAGAGGCGUCAGGUUUUGAAAACGUCAUGGGAUCAUGGGCUCACUAUAUUAUUAUAAAGACACACGAUAUCGAAAAAAAAGAAACCUUUAUUUACCUCAAUUAAUUUGCUGUAAAUAAAAUUUUGUAUUUUAUUUUAAGUAUUUUGAGGAUGUAUCUGACAAAUGUUGAUUUUUUUUUAUAAUAUGAGAACCGUGGGGGGGGGCUGAGUUCCGUUACACCAAGUUUAUUGGUAGGCUGCAGCCCCAAUUUCCCCUGUACGCGGCGCCCCCGAUAGUCUUUAUUUUCGGAGAGAAUUAAAAAAAAGAAAAAAAAAAAACGAUUUUCCGGACUAUUAUUGUACUAGGCGGAGCGCGUUUUGUCCCGUGCGAAUCUAUCGCCGCCGAACGGUUUUUUACGAUGACGUAUAUUAUGUUAUUAUUAUUAUUAUUAUUAUACGCUCUCGUCGUAUUAUUAGGUUUUAUACUUGCCGCGCAAAGAUGAAAUGUGUUUUUUACGUGUGCGUAUAUAUAAGCACACAGGAGUGCCACUAACUAUAAUGUAUAUAAACCGGGAGGCGCUGCAGCGGUCGUCGUCUCCGCGGGGCAACGUUCACCGCGCGCCGAAAACGUUAUAAUAUAUCCGAAAACCAGUUUGAUUUUUUCCCCCGUCGGUUUUUUUCCGCCCCACCCUCUGUCUUCUUUUCUCCUCUCGACCGCAUUUCACAGUCGAAUUAAUUACGACGGCCGGCCGAAUCAACGAACCCUCCUCCUUUUCCCCCGACCCGCGCCGCCAUCCCCUGUAUACCCAUUAUAUCGCCACCUCUGCGGCACCUCGAUACGGUUUCUCGUCUCCGUUCUUCGAUCCUGAAAAAAAAAAAAAAAAACCCGGUUUUACAAUAUUACCGUCGAGUAAUUCGCGAGACCGACGCGAAAUAAACGAACGGAAAACGAAAUAUAGUAGGUUUAUAUACAUACCUAAUUGUAAUAUAUGUGCGAGACGGGUCACGAGUACCGAGGAGUCGUCCGAGUGUUAACAUCGUUUUUUUAUAAUUAUUGUUUUUUUUUUUUUUUUAAAUUUAUUUUUUAUAUUAUCACGAUCCGGCACAUCGUCUCCAAGGGACGAUAUCGAAUAACAUUCACUUCGGUUUUUUUCGGUCAUUUUCGGUUUGACGCUUCGAAAAGGUGCGGGUAGACUACUAUUAUUACGGAGGUAAAUACGUGUGAUAAGGCCCCGUGUACGCAUAAAGAGCGGACAUUUCAAAAAUAUUGUGCGAUCGUUACACGAUGACAUAACAACGAUUGAAAACGAAAAUAUUCCAAAAUCGGUUUUACUCCGAAAUUUUCUUCGCUCUAUCGAUAAUCGCGCAAGAUAUUAAAAAAAAAAAAAUUAUAAAAGGAUCGGGGUUUUUUUUUCCGUCACUUUUAGAUUCUGAGCGUAGUGAGAAAUAUAUUGGUCUUUUUCGAUGAUGUUAAUUUGUUUUUCUUCCGUGGACAACUUUUCUACCAACAACUUUGCACCGGUUUUCCAAUAAACGGGGCAAAAUCGGGAAAAUGUACGAAACGUAUUAUUUUCAAAUCGUAAAUAUUGCGGACCUUUUAAAACGUGCGUAACCAAACUCCGCUCAGAAUCGUUUUUUGUUAGCGAAGAUUAACCGUCGCGUACAGAUAUCGUAUAUUAAAUUCCUCUCUACAUCAUAUACCUUCUCGACUUCUCACCUACGGAACAGUGGCCCGCCCAUCGUGCGAAGUAUGUCUUUUGUUAUCAGACGGUUUUCAACGUUACAUACUGUAGUAAUUCUCAAACGCGGCGGGAUUACCGGCCGUAUACCGAGAACGAAUUUUAAAAGACGCGUCCGUACGAGACGGUCCCGGUCCCGGUCCAUUACGAACAGCAUUCGUAUCGAUCGUAUCGUCUCGUAAUGACUCGAGAUGUCGUUCGGAUGACGGCCGAGGGAAACUGAUAGAAAUUGUGCGAUUAGCUUCGCGGGAAGUCCGGAACGCCGCAAUGAUAUUGUCGAGGUCCGGACUUCUUGACUCCGGUCACACUGCGCGCGGCCCGUCUCGUUAUCAUUACUCGUCAUUUUAUCGCGUCGAACGCCGCGCGAUAAUUUAUCACGUGGAAACAAUGCCGUUUUACGGCGACGAUACUCGUCGCCGCGGAUAAAAGAUUUCCGGGGAAAUACUCCUUUUCGCAGGGCUCGACGCACCGGGAUUUUGCAAAUUGUUGUUCUAAUAAUAGCGCCGGAGUCUGAACGCGACCGACUUUUUACGGAAUUUGUAUUUUAUGGGUUUUGGUUAUGUAUAGUCAAAACUCGGAGUCCGACCACGCGGCUCGCGUAGAAAGUCGUCCGCUUCCCGACAAAAACCGAACGUAUCCAAAAACCAUAACGUACAGCGCUAGCCUCUCGUCGAACAAAUGUUGACAUUUUUUCGUUGAGUCUUUUUAAUUUGCAAAACAACGUGCGGGACUUCUUCGUAUUUCUAUUAUUAUUAUUUUUAACAGUCAUUAUUCCCGCGAAAAUGGCGGCCAAGACGACUUCAACGCUUGUCACUGUAUUACUAUAAUUAUCUAAUAUAUUGAUAACAUAUCAGCGAUUUUAUCAUGAUUAUUAUACCGUGUGAGUUUUUUGACGCGACCACCGUCGCGUUAUUCUCGUAACGAUCCGAAGUCAAUUACAGUGGACGCCGAUCAUAAGACUCACGGAUACGAGGUUCAGUCGGUUAUUAGACUUAAAAUCACUUGGAACGGUCCGGACAGUCCCAAAUACACUCUAUCGUUUCUCCGCUUCGCCUUUGUUAGCGGCGUCCACUGUGUUAUAAAUAUGUAUGGCCGAGUCACCAUCUGCGGUACGGCCAGUAUCCCUGCUACGGCCAUUCAUUUCGUGUUCCAUUUGUCAACGGUGCAAUUUUGUAAUUCGAUAUCCCAUAACGUUUAUUGUUGGAUUCGCGGACGUACGCAUUUAUUUACCGGAUGGCGGUAUCAAUUGUUACAAACAUAUUUAGAUAAUAGCGUAGGACGACCGUGUUAUAGCGGGUAAAAAUGAGAUUUUAAAAGAAAGCGAACAUUGUAUCUCCGCACGGUAUUUCUCGCGUGAUGCUACGAAAUAUUGUAAGAGUGUUGGGUCGGUUGUUCACAGCUUCCAUGCACGGUUACAUUUGCAAUCGAUUUCGAUAACCGCGGACAAAAUAACAGAGACCAGAGCGUGAACAAACCGUUAAAGUGGCUGCAGUAGGCGGCGCGACUCCUGCACUCUGUACAUUGUUUAAGCGACAUGCGCGGACCGACGUCGCCGCCCGACGGACUAAUCGCUGUUUAUCGGCCCGGGUAUGUUAUGACGUCGUGAUAUCCGAAUAAUUACCAUAUUGGACAUUUUUAUAAUGAAUCGACGCACCCGAACGUAACACAACUACACUGUACAUUGUGAUGGUAUCAUAAUAACGUAAGUGUCUAUAUUUUAUGCACGGUUCAAAAUUCGCAUUCCAGCCGAAUACGCUCGCCGCGAUAUUGACAGGCUCGCAUCGCACGCGGAUACGAGAGUUUAAAAUAUUACUACACCGCACAAUGGCCGGUGCAGGUUUUAUCGGGUUCACAACAUCAAGCGGUUUGUGUUUUAAAUCCGGAUCAUGUAUUCCGCACGAUUAAAAAAUAAUAAUAAUUACUAUAAUCGGUUAUCGCGUGUACACAACACACCGCAGCUCUAUGCAUGUACAGUCCCACGGUGUAUAAGCCCGGUGCAGCCGGCACGUAACACAAAAUAUACACUGUAGUUAAAAUCAAUAUCGUUAUGAUAUGCAUUGUAUGGAUCGGAAGCGGCGAGUUUUCAUAUUUAUUCAUAAAACUAACAGCGCGGUGUCGUCAAAUUUCAUGUCCGUUAUGCGAAUGUAAAAAAAAAAAAAUAUAAUAAUCGAUUUCUACAAGUUCAUUUCGGGAAGUCGUUUUUUUUUGGCGGUCGUCUACGUAUGCACAUUGCAUAACGUAUAUGUUGAAGUACAAUUUCGGCUGUGUGAGAACCAUUACGGUUUUCGAAAACAUCGCGUUUAUUAUAUUCCGAUAAAAUGUUUAAUCCCACCUGAAUAUGUGUGCAGCCUCGUUCGAAGUAAAUUCAAUAUCAACGGUGUCAUACCCUGUAGCCAAUAACGUUGUACAAACGAGUACAAAUGCUAAAAUCGCUCUGACGGGCGAGUAGUUUUCGUUUCCGUUUUACGUUAAACCGUAUACAACCGCACAAAGGCUUGUGAAAUGUACGUUUUAAAAUGUGUUUUUUAUGUCAGUGAAUUUGAAUACUUUUGAUUCGAUAAAUGUUUCGGGUAUUUUUUUUUUUUUUAAUUUUCCUUAAAAUGUCCUAAACGCAAACCACUCAACAAUAUUGUUGGUGCGAUACGCCCACUUUAUUAAAGUUUAAAUUGAAAAUUGUAAUUAAUACAGACAAAAUUAAGAAGAUGAUCGCCUUAAUGAAUAUAAUUUAUAAUAAUAUGCAUUGCACUGGCGGCGUAACCGCGAGAAUCGACUCUCGUAAUAUUUUACCGCCGGGAGAGGAGUAGGAGUAGGAGGAGGAACUAUUAGUAAUUUAUCUAGGGAAAUUUCACCCCCCUCCCCCCCAUACCGCACAGAUCGAAUUUCACGGGGUCAAUAAUCACGACUGGCACACGGACGUCGAAUAACAUAAUAAUAUUAUUGCAACCGUGUUAUUGUUGUUAUUACGGGCGCGGUGUGUACAAUAAUAAUAACGCGUAAUGUCGUGGUUUAGUUCCGGAUACUGUAUUAUUAUUAUAAUUUUUUUUUGAUAAUACACUCUGUGAUCCGACGACGGAAGGUUCCAUUAUAACAACGCCGUGUUUGCGUCGUCGACGCGUGCAGUCCCCGCGGUUAUUACAAACGGUUCGUGUACAAAACGAUUUGCCUAUUUUCUGGUUUUGCAUACGGCCAGAAAAUGCUAUAAACGGCUCUAAAAAGUUUCGUUACGCCGGCACUGAUGCUUUCGAAUCAUUUCAAUACCGAGCCUUGACAGCGUAAACCUAUUUUUGUUCGGUUUUGGCAGUCUUCCGACAUUGUAUAUACCUAUGCGGUCGAGAGCUUUUUUAAUGAAUACGAAUCGUCUGGCCAACAACGAGAGUUCAGAUUGCCUUUUAAUAAUGUGUGUUUAGGUAUAGAUAGUUAUAUAUUGCAUCUGCAAGGCUUUAAAGCGGUCGUAUUGUAAAAGUUUACAAGAAGCCCCGCGCGGGCCGAUGAUUUUAAUGUAGACCGCGCAUACCGGAGGACGGCCUUAAUUUUUUCGAAUCGACCGCACGUUUAUUUAUCAUUUAAAUAAUAGAUUUAGCAAAACGUUAUUUUUCAAUUCGUAUCUCCCGUUCCCACCUACCGAUUGGAGAAAGCCCGGCUGAUUAAUUUGCCCAGAGCUCGCGACGUACUUAAUCCGGCUCAGGUUAACGAUGUAUUAUUCGAAGUACAUUAUUUUCGACCUGUCGAGGCGAUAUCCCAGCGACGUCAUGACGCGUCGUGUCGUAUACACAAAUAUUUAAGAUGCACAGUGGCGUGUAAUAUGGAAUCGCAGUCCAUGCAACACUUUGAGAAAUCGGUAUUAAUUAAAAACAGUUUGAGAAUUAUUAUGUACAUUACAAGGCCAGAAAACUUAAUGCUAAGUCACAUGUGAAAAAUAAUUUGUACAACGACUUUAAUAGAGUUUUGAAAACGUUAGAAUUAAAUAAGGGUACUGAAUUGUCAACAAUUCUUCUUUUAAUUGUGUGAAAAAAAAAAUGAUUGUAUAAACGAUGUGUGCGUGCAUUAACUCUUUUAUUCCAUACCGAGAUUUUAUUUUACAAUAACGACCAAUCAGAACACGACACACGCUGAGAUAGCGUCUUUAAUAGGAACGGAUUUCUGCAGGUUACUCUUGUUCUGUCGAAACUACAGCGGUUGAUUUUGACGCGUCAAUAAAUAUUGAAUUAUGAUAACGGCGUAAUGUUAUAUGAUACUAUAUUUUAUAUUCAAAUAUUAUCUAUUUUUUAAUUUCAGUAUUUUUUUUUUUUUUGGUGUUUUUACAGACGCGUCUUGUUCGAACGAGGCCGUACACCUCCAGCAGCGGUUACGAAGUCUGAGCACCGAGCUGGUCACGCUCCGGAACAGCCUGAAUCAGGGCCAAGGAGCGGCGGGCGGUCAGGGCGGCUGUCCGCAGCCGGCAGCGACGACGGGCAAACAACAAAGUCCCGGAUCGACUAACUUCACCGGCAACAAUAACAACGGCGGCGGCAUACUGGCCUCGGGCAAAUCCGCGUCCAACAGCCCGUCGAAAUCGACGUUACCGCCACCCGUGUUGCCCAGGACUUCGUUGCCCGCUUUACCCGUUACAGGUAAUUAUAGAUGAACGCGUUGCCAAUAGUGCGAAGUUUGAUUUUUUUGAAAUUUGUUUUUGAGGCGGGUAAUGCGAAAUAAAAACAAUAAAAGACCGUCGAUUAAAUUGAUAAUUAAAUAAUAGUAUACACAAUGGUCUGUUUCGCUACGGUCGAAAACGAUAAAUUUAAAUUGGAAACUCCGUGCAUUCAGAAAUCCGUGCAUUUUCAGAGCGAGUUGGGCCACUUAAAGAAAAGGGGUCGGCGGAAAUCGACGACGAAAAUGAGGAUUUUUGAGAAAAUAAUUGAGACUAGUUUUUUUUUUUUUUUUUUUUUUUUUUUUCCUAGCAAUUAAUCUAAUUUUCGUAGUCGUUGCCAAAACCUCGUAUUUUUAAAAUUAUCAACAACGAAUUACGACGUCUACAUCAAAUCAAAUUUGAAAGGAAAAAGGGCGCGUAAUUUCGUGCGAUUACACGAAUAACGCAUUAAAUCCGACGAGAAUAAACGUUGAAACGUUAUCGCGUGUGUCCAAUAUCAAAUACCUCGUAUCUCCGCGGGUUAUCAUUUUGUACAAUCGAGAAGAGAAUUUUAUGAAAUAUUGUCUGAAACAUAAUUUUGAGCUCGUAAAUAAAAUAUAUUUAGUUAAGCCAUUGCCAAAAUUUAAUUUUAUAAUUAGUUUUUUAUUAUGUAUCAAAAACUGGUGACACGAGAUACUGUUUUGGCAACGAAAAUAUCAUUAUACGAAAUAAACGUGUGAAUUUAUUGUAUAACGUAUUCUACAAUAUAUGCCAAUAAAAAAUAUGUAUUCCGAUCUUGAUGUCGUUUUCGCUCACUUGACGGUUGAAAAAAAAAUAUAAUAGGGAUACGAGAGUGGAACUACGGGGUUAGAAUAAAAAGCUUCGACGAUUCUGUACGAAAAAAAAAAAAAACGAAAAAACACAAAUCGUAUUCAGUUAAAACAAACCUCUGCGAAAACCGCUGCUGGCUCGUGAUGUAUGGAUCGCUCUGUAUUCCAUCCGCGGAAAUUAAUUCAAUACUUAAAAUUAUAUCGUGCUCGCAUUCACAUUAUAUUGUUUAAAACAAUAUUAAAAAUCUAACUACGGGAUUCCACGUAUAAUAAUCUAAUAAGUGACUGAUAAUAAGAAAAAAAAAAAAAAUGAUUGUUAACUCUCGGUGUAAUAGUCUCGUAUAAUCGCGCGCAGUCACGUGUAAUAGUAUAAUAAUAUAAAUGAUUCACGGAAUUCAUUUUUUUUUUUUUUUCAUUUUGGCGAUUAUUUUGUAUGCAUUUUUCGUUUUAUAAUUUAUUAUCGUUGCCCAACUACGUGUCGGUCGAUUAUUGACCAUGUGAUCGUCCGUCCGGCAUUCCGGUACACACGAGCAUAUAAUAUAGGUACCGGAUUUAUGCUCGUAUACGGUCCGCGGGCACUUUAAUUAAAUUAUUUAAAUUAUUAUUCGGGUUUUAGAUUCCGAUAGCGCAGAGAGGUUUUACUGUCCGCGUUUUUUUUUUUACGAUUUGUUGUCUUGUCUGCGAAUCGAUUUUCUACCGGAAAUCUUGCUCCGAAAUCGUCUCAGUUCCAGUGGUGGUUUGUGACGGUAGCGAAUUUCGUCGGGUCGGUGCAUUGCGCGGGAUCGGUCACUCGUUCGGUUUUCCCUGCAUAGUUUGCUUACCGAUCGAGGAAAAUCUGGAAAAAUUUCGGAAACGCUGGAAUAUUUACGCAAUAACGGGUGCUGUUAUUUUCGAUUUGUUUUCCUUGUUGUUGUAAUUCGAUUAAAAAUAACCGAAGCGACCUGACCUUUUCACCGAAUUCACUUAUUUAGCCCUUUAUAGGCUUGAUGAAAUUUUCUAUAAAAUUCUGGCGUUUUCGUGUUGAUUUAUAGGUUAGCUAUUUAAAAUGUUCUAGUUUUUAAUUUUGUAUUUCGUUUUAUGCGGAUACAUAGUUAUUGGCUUCUAAAAAACGCUCGACAGUUACCACGAGUUUAUCUUAUUGCACAUCGCACUAUCUACAGUUUAUUUUAAUUAUAAUAAAAAUAGAUAUACAUGAACAUUUAUAAACGUUUUGCGUAAAUUAUUAGCAUUUUACGCAUUUAUGCGGAUAAUAUAUGUAUUUUUAUUUUUAUUUUUUUUUUGAUAACAUAAAAACGUUUAAAUAUCCGUAACAAAAACACCCAGAUAAUUGUAAUUAAAUUAUUGUAACUGUAAUUUAAUAUAAUUUUUGAUAUUUGAGUUUAUCGGAACACGUUUAACUCAGGGCUUUACUCAGAAUCGUUUCGAAAAUUCCUAUAAAGCACACUUUAUUAUGAUGUAAUUCAAGCUCAGAGUAUAUUGGGGCUAAGAUUAUUUUUGGGAGAGCUGUGAGGUAAUGAAUGCAUAUCUGUUAUUAAAUGAUAAAUUGAUAGAACUAAACUGUCAUAAUGCAUAAUCAGUAGACUCGAUAUUAGUGGUUAUGCACAUCGAAAUGUCUAGUAAAAUAUUCUCUAUUUGAAUCUGUGAUUGAAAGUGGGGGGGAGGGUUGCUAAAAAUCCAAAGUAUACACAUUUCAUAUACGAGGAAUCGGGGUAAAAAAAUUGAAAAUAUAGUGUCGAAAUUAAGCUUAAACGAUUCCAUAAUGAUAAACAGAAAUCGAAUUCGUUUAAAAUGCUCCGAGAAAAUUGCCGGUUAGCGAUAAAAAAAAUCGCACUGUAGUGGCCGUUAGCACAGUCGCAUUUCACCCGUAUCACCCAUAUGCCUGCCAAAAAGUACUCCGCGAGUAGCGUAAACGACAUUAUACAAAUUUUUAUGCAUACGUUUUAAUUAACCACACAAACAGAUGCUUGCCAGCACCUAUACGUGCUGUACAGUUUCGGUUAUUUAAAUUUAGACGUUAACAUUAUCGGUGAUAAUAAUGCACGCAAGAAAACGGAAAAAAAAAAAUAAAUAAAUAGAGGUCAACUGUUCACCUUCAACUGUACGCAGCGGCGUAACAGUUCAAUACACCGCGAAAUCAACGAGAUCGUCAAAGUGAAAUUUUUUAAUAUAUCCGCACACGACACGCGCUCGGCGUUUUACUGGAUUUUCGCGUGUUUUAAAAUCGUGUCUCGACGACGUUGGCGGUUGAAAAUGAUUACAAACUUGCGUACAAGACGAUCACUAUAACAUAAGACAUUCGUCUUAAAAUAAUAUUUUUACGGAAUUUAUUUUUGUUUGGAAAAUUAAAAGAAAUAGAAGUUCUAAUCUAUCCCCUCUUAACCAAAAAACGACAAACUUAAAAUUGAAAUGUCUUGUGGACGGGUUGACGGAAAUAAAAAUGUCAACACCAAAGGUAAAUUUAAACUAAAAAUGUUUACAUUUAUGGGAUUUGUAAUGCUACAGUUAUGAAAAUCAAAAGUCGUUAGUGGUUUCAUCUCCGAAAAUAAGGAUGAAAAAAAACCGGUAAUGUAUCAUUUUAGAGCUGGUUGUUUCUUAUAUUUUCUAAAAUACAAAUUUCUAAUUAAGUUUAUGUUCCCUGAGAUAAUAAGUGUCUUAAGAUGACCAACAUUGUACUUGACCAUUUAGUAUGAGGUUCAUUAUAAAUUUUACUUUGUGUUUGAAAAAAAAAAGCUGGGUGUUAUAUAGUGGUUUUUUUGUAAGCGUUUUAAGAUCAAAUGUUGACGAAAAUCGUAAAAAUUAUAGAAUUUCAAAACACGUACAACCGAACUCUGCUCAGAAUGAUUUUUUGUUAGUAAUGAUUAGGUACAGAUGUAAAUUGAAAUAACUUCAUGUAUCCUACCUUCCCGACUUCCCGUGUACAACAGAGGAACACCUGUUCCCAGCAUUCGGCUCUUUCAGAUUCGAAACGUAGCGAGGACUGUAUUGGUUUUUACAACGAUGUCUAUUUUAUUUUUUUAUUUGUGUACAACUUUUCUGCCAAAAAUCUUGCUCUGAUUUUCAAGCAUAGCAAAUGUUAUCAAUUUGGCCCUUUUGGAUUUUUCAAGUGGUUUUCAUAAUGAUUGGUAAAAACGGAGAAAUGUACGUGUAAUGUAUGGGAUAUACUUUGCUCCGAAUCAUUUUUCGUUAGCAACGGUUUAUCGUUGCGUACGGAUAUAAGUUAAAUUCCCCUUCUAUAUUCUAUACCUUUCCGACUUCUCACCUAUGAAACAGUGGCCUGUCCAUUGUGCGAAGUAUGUCCGUCUUUUCUUUUUUUUUUACUCAAAAUCCGCGAAAAAAAUCGUUUUCCCGUUUUAUCGGGAUCUGUCUGUACAGUGAGUUUUCCUUACUUUCCUAAUCUUUUUUUUUUUCUCGUGCGGUACACGAACCCUACAGACACACUCCCAUUUCCGGCCAGUACUUAACGAAAUCAACCUCCCGGACGCGUCAAUUUAAUUCCGAACGAUUACAUAAUUAUUGUUCGUUAUUGAUCAAUGUCAGUGUACGUUUUGUUUUUUUCUGCAGAUAAACUGUUCAAGGGCAAAGAAGACACUCAAAACGGCGGCCAGGGCCCGACGGCUGCCGGAAAAUGUCGCGAAAACGGCACGCUGUCGCAACAACAAAAGACUGAUAACGCGCACAACGAGCAGCAACAGCAACAGGCCCACCACCGGCGGUCGUCGCAUAAUGGACCGUCGUCCGCUGCCGUCGCCGCCGGGAGUGUACCCGGCGGCGGCGGCAACGGGUCGACCGUAGACGGCGGCGGCGACCUGAUCCAUCUUCCUGGGCCAUUGACCGAGGACGCCGUGCUCAAGGCGCUGCACAGUCGGUUUUGCGCGGCGCAAAUGUUUGUGAGUAAAUAAAAUAUAUAUUAUACAGGGUGCUCGAUCUCCCGCCGCGAGGCGACUACGAUUGUAGGUACGCCGCGAGCGUUAUCUCGGAAAAUAUUAACGGAUACGUUUUCGAAAACGAAAAGACUCUUGGCUUUUCCGACCUGUUGUUAUACAGUCGAAAUUCCGUAAUCUUAAAUGUACUGUCCAUUAAGGCGUCCCGGGAAAACGUGCGUUUUACGGAAAACCGAUCAGUCUGUGCGUAAAGGGGAGGCGGACGGGGCACUUGACGCCAGAUUCGAAUGGCGCGCAAGUUUUUGAAAAAAAAGUGCGAAUAGACGUGUCCGUUUUCUUUUUCUCGAUUGUGAUAUUGUUAUCGAAUAUUUCAGUGUCCGAAUUUAUGUUUUGACGAUUCAGUAACGGCCGGCUAUUAACUGCAACAUAAAACCGUAAACUCAAUCACUAAACUGUUUAUACGCCACAUUAUUCUCACCAACCGUAUUCUGUUUUAGACGACGGCCAUUACGGCCACACUGUAUAUUGUUUACUCGAAACAAUUUUACUGAAGCGGUUGAAAACGUCGACGGACAAUAUAGACUCGCUUAAUAUAAUGGGCAAAUUUUUCCUCAAAAAACAGCGAUACUUUCGACAGUUUUAACGCAGCUACUUACGUGUAUAACGGAUAAUUCUAAAAUUCUAAAACUCUCAAUAAAUGAAUUUAUCGAUUUUUUCAUCACAUAUAAAUAUUUAUGACCUAUGGUGUAUCUACGGGGCGGGGGGGUAUAGCGUUUCAACUCCCCUCCCCAGAGGCACACAACUUCUAUAAUAUUAUCAUAACGAGUUUGAUUUGAUAUAAGUAUACUUAGCUGAUUUGUACGAAUCUAAGCCGACUAAACCGACUAUAGUGCUUAAAUAUAAUAUGUAGGUAGGUUUAGGUAAUUUAUUUUUUAUGAUUGAAAAAUGGGGGGAGGACGUCGUCACGUCGUUUGAUAACGAUUCCCAUUGAAAUCGUCGUUUUCAGAUGGAUAUAUUUCUUCGCGAAAGUAAAAUAAUAAAAAACCAUUACCUAUUUAUUAGUUAUCGUAAAAAAUACAAGCGUCGUGGGCAAUUUCGUUUCGUUUAAUGAUACAUAAUAACAAAAAAAAAAAAAAAAAAAAAAACACCACCACCGUCUUAUAAACAAUAACCAUAAAUAUAUUGGUUGUGUACAAUACUUUCCAGCCGUGCACAAAAGCCUAAUAUUAAGAGAUUCUAAAAGCCGCGGACUUCGGAAUGCGGAUUUCCGGUCUUUUCACGUUUCGAAAAUCCGGAUUCUAUCGGCCGAUCCGGAAAAUUGUACCCGUAACGCGCGCGUUGUGUACUGCAGAUCUCACACGACCGCGGGCAUUCGGCACGGUGCAGUUACGUUCGUCGGGCAGUGGACAGUCCAGUUGUUAGGGAUUCGUAUUUCGCGUUGGCCCGACUCAACUCAACCCGCGAUACGUAUAUGUAUUUUUUUUUUCUAACUCUCGCGUUUAAUGACCGCGCUGGUAAUGGAACAGGGAAGGCGCCGGCUCUCGUGUUCGCGUACGGCACCUAUAUUGAAUACGAUCGAAUCGCGACCGACAAUAAACUCACCCUGUAUAAUAUUCCUUGCGUAUAUUAAAUAUCGUGCGGUACGCCGCGGUCGUGUGUACGUUCGCGACAACUCUACGACGAUCCUCCUCCCCCCCUCCCCCCCGGUCCCGCGCAAAAUGCGCGAUAUAUCACGUCAUUCCUCGCACAAAAUUCGUUUACUGUAUGGCGCGUACGCAUUGUAUUCGUGAUAUACGAUUUCAUAAUAAUGCACGUACCGCUUGAACCUUCGACGACCGUCCUCCUCCCCCUCCUCCUACUCCUCUUCCUCCUCCCCCUCAUCCUCCUACUUUUGUUCCUUUUCCUUUUUCUCCUUCCUCCUUCGUCUUUUUCCUACCGCCGCAGCCGCCGCCGCCGCCGACCCGGGUGUUAUAGGUAUAAGGUGUACGCGGUUUUUACUGCGUUGUAUUUAUUAUAAUACCGGGCGGGGGGAUACCCGCGCAAGUGUUGUACCGCUAUAACGUUAUGCGAGCUCACGGGAAAUUUUUUUUUUUUUUAUUUCUCUGCCGCGUAUCGGUUCUGUUAUCAGCCGACACCGAUCGUCGGGUUUCGUGAUUUUCGUUCACGCCCCUCUCCCGCGCGCGGCCGCGGUUCGUGCUGUUUCCCGCGUGUGCACGCGAUAAUUAUUUUUAUCGUUCGCGGUUUUUAUACGCACAACACUACACCCGGUGCACGCCGACAGAGGUUAGUGUGCCGGCCGUUCCGUACUCGCGCGACUGUUCUUCUGCGGGACGCCGCCGCCGUAUCGGUUAAUUAGGACUCGCACUAAAAAACGCCGCGGGACCACUACGGGCGCGUCUGCACGUAACGUGUUUAAGGGGUCGCGUAUAGGCAACCGGUUCUUAUAGGAAUUAAUCGAAUAUUUUGGAUAUACGAAAAAAAAAACCGAUUGGCAAGCCAUUUUUUUGUUUUUUUAUUUGUCAGGAGAGAAGUAGGAAGGGAGAAUUCGAUUUACGUGUGUACGCGACGAUAAACCGUCGCUAAUGAAAAGCGAUUCUGCAACUAUUAUUGUUAUUAUUAUUGGCGUAUUUUUCCCCUUGUUAAUCGCUCGCGCAGAAAUCAACCAAAAGUAUAUCAAACAGUUUUCCAGGUUUCCCGUUUAUUAAGAAAACAAGUAAUCAUAAAUGACCUUUUCAACGCGACAAUUAAAUCGAAAAUAUUGCAAGAGUGUUGCUAGGUAUACGAAUUUCGAAUAGAGCGAGAUUUCUGGAAGAAUAACGUUAUUCAUAUAUAUAUAUCAGAUAAAAAAAAAAAAAAAGGGAUUCUCAGGAGAAAAAAAAAACGCGGUAAAACCAAUGCAUUCCUCGUUCCUGGGUUCGCUCAGAAUCGAAUAUUUUUACAAUACUGAUUAUAGCUGUUUAAUCGUGAAAUUCGUAGAGUAAUCGUGGUUUAUAGCAGGGCUUGAGAAUUUUUACACAAAUUCGGUUUCGCAUACGUAUUGAAUCGUAAUGUCUACACGUAUCGGUACAAAUAUAAGGCAUGAAUUUACGAUUUUCCGGCCGCGGCGGGAUGAGGAGUCGGACACCGCCGGUCAUCUCAAACAGCCAAUAAGAACACGGCCAGACUCAAAAAUGAAACGUUGCCAUUGCGUUAUUUAUCGGCGACCGUUGCCUUUUAAAAUGUACCAUAAUACACUCCGUGUCUCGUCCGCAUAUCACGCGUCUCGAGUUUCGUAUUUGUUCGCUCGACUUUUCCACUUCGGAAACGCGACCGACACACCGGUCGCGGCGUUUUCCGUGUUCCCUUGCUCCUUUGUCCGCCCGCCCCGGUUCCGAAGGUUUUCCCGCCGACGGCGGCUCUGCGACUGCGCGUGCGGGGACCGCGGUAUCCGCUGCUGCGGCGUCAGGUUCGCACGGCGGCGCGUUUCGGUUCUGCGCCGGAGCCGCGGCUACGCACCAUACACAAACGCCUGCGUUUCCCGUCUCGGUUCCGCCGGCAACUGUGCCCGCGCCGGAGGACAGGCCGUAAUGGAAAACCGGCGGCAUUUUCACCGCGCCGGCGCACUGUUCGGGCGAACGCGUUAAAAGCACGCGCGCGUCGUUGAUAUUUACGACCGGGCCGCACGCGUAGGCUCGGGGAAAACGUGUCCGUAAACAACGCACGCGUGAUUAUACACGUAAACAAACACGACGACGGCCGAGCCCGUCGUUUCUCCGACUCCCGCGGCGGCGGCGUUGCGAGGUCGGCGGCAAAUAAACGCGCGGUUCGAGAUUUCGACGCGACGGAAUUCCUGUCCGACUGUGUGUGUGCGUGUGUGUGUAUGCGUGUGCGUGUGUGUGUGUGUACGUUCGACUGUACACAAUUAUACUUACUUACGGGCCAUUGUAUAGGUGCGUACAAUACCUAUUUACCGCCCGUGUUUACGCGGUCGUCGGCGACGCGACGGUUCUCGGACCGGGCGUGGAACGUCUUCCGUCGUAAAAUAUUUCCGACCGCACGCGCGUUUGCCUCUUUUAUUUCGGUACGAUGGUUUUCAUGCGAACCGUCUCGGUCCAGCGACUUCCGGGCAUUUUAAAAAAUGAAUUAAAAAAAUAAAAAAAUAAAAAACAACGGCAAGUUUGUGUAUACAGCAAUAAUAAGACCCCGCGUUAACCCAUGAACACGAACACGAAACCUGGAACACCACACAGGAGAUUAAAACAAUUUGAGAAUAAAAUAUGGAGAAUAAUUUAAGGUCCUAUAUGUAUGAUAACAGAACAGGUGCGUGGAGAAGAAAACAUACCAGUCGGUAGGUUUAUGAGUGGUCGUAUCAAUGGUUUGGUUACGUAAUGCGCAGAAAUCAGGAAGUUAGAUAGCGGUGUCGGAAUGAAAACCUACGGGGAAGAGACCUCGCGGGCACCCUAGAAAGAGACGGAUAGAUAAAGUGAAAGAAAAUAGGAGUACGUGGGUGGAGAACGGUAGUGCAUAACAGAGAAGAGUGGAAGCAGAUCGUGAUGGCGGCGAAAACUCUUAAAGAGUAAUAAAUGCCAGUAGAAGAGGGAGAAGAAUCCGGCACUGUGUUGCUAAAAACAUUAAUUUCGCAUACUUUUUAUACUUUUAUAUUUUGAGAACCGCUCGUCGAAAAUAUUCCAAGGGGCCAGUUCAAUAUUAUACGUUUCUUGGGAGCUAGUUUAAUACCGCGUUUUUCGGAGGCAAAUCAGUGGUCACUGUUUUAGACUACUUGGGGGGGGGAGGGUUGAUGUAUCGUCCACAUCACGCCCUUUUAGCACGCCACAAAGCGUUUCUCUAGCUGAUCUGUAUAGUUCGCACGAUUAAGUACAAAUUGUUAAAAUGUUCGACGGAUUCGUCAAAAUAUCUGCGAGAAUAAUUACUACGGGAUUUAUUAACGAAUUUCAACAUCAGUAUAUUUACAUUUUAUCGUAUAGGUAAACGUAUCGUCAUCACUGUCGUAUUUUAAUAAUUGCUUGUUCUUACCUCGGUUAUUGCGGGCGCGAUAUUAUCGGCGUGAUUUAAGUAUUUAAAUAUUAUGUCGGACUACGCCAUAGUCCGGACCAUGUUUCAAACGAAUAUUUUGAAGUUUGACACGUAUCGUGGUGCCAAACCAAAUAUUUGACCUUGUAAACCGCGGGCUUCACUGUUUUCGAUAGUAUUUUUUUUUUUAAUUUUCGUCAAAAAAUUCAUGUUCGUAACUAGAAAUUAGAUUAAGGCGAGUGAAACGCCUCGAGUUGCCGAAAACCGACUCGUUAUACAGUUCCGGCGGUUCGAUCGAGUUUGCGGGUGAUAAAUAACUUUUUUGCCAACUAUGUAUUAUAGAUAGUUAGUGUAGGUACUAAAUUUUAUUUUAUUUUUUUUUUUUUUCUGGAUUAAAAAUUUAAAUAAUUUUAAAUCGGGUUUUCGUUUCGGGCAAUAAUUAUAAAAAUAUCAUGUAUAGCCUAUAGCGACAUUCAAAUUAUCUCAUAAUCACACCAAUUUAAGAUGAAAUAAAUGUAUUAUUUACAUAUUUUAACUCGCGCGCGUCCAUUUAUAUUUAUUACUACUAUAUAAAUGCGGUUUCUCAUUAAUCUUGCGGUUGGACGUGGACGAUAGAUGCGAUUUUAGGGAGGGGAAGGAGAGGAGUGUGAUGUGAGAUUGUUUCGAAUAGCACACGUUCUCUAAUCGAUCGGUUACUGUUAUUCUGUUCGUAAAAAUAUUCUACGACUCUUGUAAUACGGUCGGUCGAAAACGGACCAUAACGAUAUAUUUUAAAAUCGGAAACGAACGUUUUAGCGCUCAAAAACGCGAAAUUGUGCGCAAAUAUUCCGUUAAAUCAUGCCGAGAGAUACGGGCUGAAAUAUAUGUAGCGCAGACGAAUGCGACGAGAUUUUAAUAUGCGAAAAACGUAGAAAAUAUUGCAACGAACGAAUCGGGUGGUAUGCCAUCCCUAUAAAACGCCCGUGAGCGGCAGAGCUCCGUCGCUAUAUUAUACUAUAGAGUCGAAUUUCCCCUCCAAGUCGACUUGUCGCCGUUACGACAUAAUUUAUUUAUUUACAACUCAACACCUACAUUUGUAUUUGCUUGGGACCUAUGUUCACUAUAUAGACAUCCGUUGACAAAAAUGUCACCCCCAGUUUUAUUUUGGGUACACGGAGCUUUUGCGCUAUCGGAAUUAUUGCAGCAUCGCUUAAAUGCGUCUGUCUACAUUAUGCAGGUAUAGAACAACUCUAAUAAUUGCCGAGUUCGCGCGGAUCCGGAGGGAGCGUCUAUAAAUGGGUUCGAAAAGUGGCCGGGCCAAAGGUAAAUCAAUCUCGAUUCUUCGGGAAAGAUUCAACGAAAAAACUGCGCAGUUGCGCAGGGUCGAAAAAAUUCACGACUAAAAAAAAAAAAAAACAAUAAUAAUUAUAUACGCGAGCUUCGUCGCAAUAUAAUAAUAACCGUUAACAAUUACCGUCGUCGUCAUUAUUUCAUUAUUAUAACGUAUAAUCGUUAUUAUUGAUUUUUUGUGUUUUUUUUUUUAUAUACAUACAUUUUUUAUACCCGCCGGCGAUAUCCGCGGGGGUAUGUACGACGAGUACAUCCCGUAUAUCCCGGGUGUGGGUACCUCCGAAAUAAUACGCACCCUCGGGGUACGUCGAUCCGUAGUCGUCGUCGGUAUGCGAGCGUACUGUAAUAUCUUUCGCGACCUCGCGGGGGACGCUGAAAUUAUCGGGAGAAAAAAAUAAACGGGUAUCAACUACGUUAAAAAAACGUACGUUUCGACCGUCUCCGGGCUAUUAUGAUAUUAUGGGUAUACGUGUUAAUACUACACAAUAUACGGGCUUCUCGAGUUUUCAAGAGCCGUCGGAGGAACCCCUAAUUUAUCCGACCUAACAAUAAUUGCUUGUACACGUAUGAUACGCAGGACACGUAUAAAACCUACCGGAGAACGCGCCGAGUCGUUUUUAUUAUUAUUAUUAUUUUUUUUUUUUUUUUUUUUUUUUUUUUUUUUUUUUUUUACGACAAGACGAUAUCGACGGAUAAUAAAACAACCGUCGAGAAAUUCGUUUUUUUUUUUUUUCCGUUUUUACUACCUAACCAAUAAUACAUUUCAAAAAUACACGUACACACAUACCCUGAUGCAGCGUGGCACGGGGAACAAGAGCGUGUGGGCAUCACACGCGCCACUAUUAAAAUAUUACGGCCGCGGCAAAUCGAAAAACUCUCGUUUCCAACUCUCGGCCGUCGUCAUUAUCGAGACGAUAUACACGCGUUAUUAUAACAGCGAUUAUGUUAUUAUAAUUAUCGGUUUAAAAUUAUACACGUAUACACGUAUAUACAUAUCCUCCUCCUCCCCCCCCCCCCCCCCCGUAAGUAAACCCAUACCUAUAUAGGCGCGGUAGCUAUUUCUCUCCGCCUUCCACCCUCCCCCCUACCCCCCCAUCGGCGGCGGAGUUCGAAUUACCGCCGAAGACUUCUCUCUCUUUCUCUGUCUGUCUGUCUGUCUCUCUCUCUCUCUGUCUGUUUGCGCCUCGGGUUUUUCUCCGAGUUUUUAAAAAUCGUAAUAUUAUCCGACACGCGCUAAAGACCGAUACUCGUUCAAUAUUCAAAACGUGUACAAUUCGAUGUUAUUCGGCAUUCCGAACCAGUUCCGCGGGGCGUUACUAUUUCCGCCGUGCACGAAAAGCCGGACGCACUUCGCGCCGCUCGUGUAGGUCCGCACCGUGGGCAGGCGGUCAAUGUUGUGCACGUCAAUAACAGGACGCACGGGGUAAUAUUAUAUGAUCUACACCCGGUGUGCCGACGAUAAAUGCCGUCGAUUUCCCGGCGAAAGGCGUUUCGGGAAUCCCGAAAAAAUUGUCCGUAGGGUUCGGUUAGGUUCCGAGAGUGACCGGGGGGGGGGGGUGCGGUCUCGUCCGGUUUCAUUAAUUCAUAGACUCAACUAGGGAGGUGCUAGAAGGUUUUAGCGACCCCGAGUUUAAAAUUAGCGCCCCCGAAAACCCCACGCAGCUUUUCCGUAUAGUAACGACUUUAACCGUGCAUUUCAUAAUUAAUAGAUAGCUCUCGUGAGCCAUUGAUGUGUCUGUUAUUUUAGCACCUCCCAAGUUGGCGGUCUAGUUUUGCCAGUGCCCGUUAUUAGCUUAGGGGGGGGCUGAGGUAUACAAUGUUUUUCUUUUAAUAAUAUUAAACGGAACAAUUAAUUUUAACAAUUCAAAAUGAUUGUAUUAUGUUGUAGCUUGCACGGCUGUAUGAAUAUUUUGUUUCAACCGCGGUAAAAACUGCAAUAUUAUGAUUUAUGACGAUAUAGUUUUAUCGUCACUGUUGUUCGUCGAACGCCGGGUUUGAUUGCUAGCAAAUAAUAUUUAUUGAUGACGAGAUGUGUAUUUAAAAUAAAACGCGCAAUUUCGUAUUUUUAAACAAAAUGUGUAUAAUAAUUUCGGCAAGGGAGAUGUACGCUCUCAGAGCUCUUUAUAUACACUUGGAUGAGGGCGAUGCCCGUAAAAAUUUUCGCUCCCGGCCAAAAUUCUGAUGUUACGCCACUGAUUUCUAUCGACGAAAUCGGAGCACUUUCAACACGCCCCGUAUAGUUAAACUGGUGACUUUUCUUCGCUCAGUCGUUAUUUCCGAAUUUUCACCCGCCCGACUUGUUGCCGCGUUACAAUGUUUUAUUUAAUUUUUUUUUUGUUUUUGCCGACACAGACCAACGUGGGUCCGAUUCUGUUGUGCAUGAACUCAUACAAAGACGUCGGCAAUCCGAUGACACUGACCAGCAUGCGGGGCGCCGCGUUAGACUUCAAGUUGCACAAGGUGAUUUUGGACGCGGUUCGACAACAGACCGAGUCAGGAUAUCCGCAAGCGAUCAUACUUUCCGGUAAGUGCUGAUGCUUGCCGAAUCAUGUAGAAUUACUAAAAACCAUGUAAAAAUCGACGAGUUUGGUUGUCGGUGUAACUUUUGACUUGACAUUAUUUUUUUGCGACGAUGGUUACAGGUGUCAGCGGUUCCGGUAAGACGUACGCGUCAAUGCUGUUGCUGAGACAGCUGUUUGACGUGGCCGGCGGCGGGCCCGAAACGGACGCGUUCAAACACUUGGCCGCCGCGUUUACCGUUUUGAGAUCGUUGGGAUCCGCCAAAACGUCUUCCAACUCGGAAUCUAGUCGAAUCGUAGGCAUAAUAUUAUUUUACAAUAACCAUUGUCGAUUCCGAAUGUAUGCACCUAUAACCUAACCUACAUUAAAAAAAAAAAAAAAACAAAACGUUUUUUAACGCAUUUACAUUACUUAAACACGGAUACUAGGGGGUGUCCAAACAACCAAAACACUCCCUGAUUGUGUCACUGGACGAAACCACGGGGCAGGCAAAUCAAGCCGUGACCCAACCUAAUAUCGACAGGAAAACAAACACUGACUUUACAGAAUUCAAAAUAAAAAUCUUAAUCUCCCCUUUUUUUUUUUUUUCCCCCCCAGGGUCAUUUCAUCGAAGUGCAAGUGACCGACGGCGCCCUGUACCGGACCAAGAUACACUGUUAUUUUUUGGACCAGACACGAGUGGUGCAUCCGCUGGCCAACGAAAAGAACUAUCAUAUAUUCUAUCAGAUGUUGGCCGGUCUCACCCAAGAAGAAAGAGGUAAUAAUUUUUUAUUCGCGGCCGCUCGUCCCUAUACCACGCGCGCGCUUAUCGUUUCGAUCGCUUUGUCAUAAUAUUUGUGUUUUUCUUUAUCCCGCGUCCAGUGAAAUUACAUUUGGAAGGAUACUCGCCCACGAAUCUCCAAUAUCUCAUGCACGGCGAUACCAGGCAGGACGAGGCCGAGGACGUGGUGCGGUUUCAAUCGUGGAAAUCGUGUUUAGGUAUGAGCGAUGCGUACAUUUCAGCCCCGGACGUCAAUAUAUACCUAAUGACAUUUUUAAAUAAUAUACGUAAUAACCCUUCGGUGUGAUUUUUCAAAAAGGUCUCCUCGGCAUCCCGUUUAUGGACGUGGUCAGAGUACUCGCCGCCGUGUUGCUUCUGGGCAACGUUAAUUUCGUGGACAACGGAUCCGGCGAAGUGGUGGCCAAAGGCGAAACGGAAUUGGCGUCGGUCGCCCGGUUACUCGGCAUCACGUUCCCGUCGCUCUUCCGUGGCAUCACCACCAGAACGCAUUCCGAGACCACCCGGAACAACACCCAACUGAUAAAAACUACUUGCGACGCGAAUAUGGUGAGUUGUACGAAUUAUUACUGUAUGCGUUAUUACGACGGAUUAUCGGAUUGUUUGUAUUUUUCCCGACGUUCGUUAUAUUAAUUUAGAGAUAGGAUUAAUAUUCUCUUAUAAUUCACAAAAAGGCGCUUGAAAAAUUAAAAAAGCACCUAAAAACAUUUGAAAAUAGCAAAAACGAUAGAGGGGUUUAAAAGUCACCCCCCCCCACACUUUUGGUUUAAUCAUAUUACGAGUAAAUUGCCUAGCACUACGAAAAUGAUUGACACAAAAUAAUUGUUUUAAAUAAAAUAGUACGUAUUAUAAAGAAAAGAAAAAAAAUACUUUUUAUUUAUUAUUUUUGUAAUGUUAAAAAAUUAUGUUUAUAAGUCAAAUCUGUUAGAAGGGAGAGGACUUUUAAACCCUUCUAUUCAUUUUACAUUUUUAAAUAUUUUGCAAGUACUUUUUUAAUGCUUUUUUUUUUUGCGUUUUCAAUUACUUUUUUCGGAUUUUGAGAGCAUAUAAAUCCGAUCUAUAACAUAUUAUUAUUUAUUUUUGAUGUGUGUGCGUUUUCAGGCGAAUUCGAUUCGAGAUUCGCUGGCCAAAGCGUUGUACUGUCGGACCGUGGCCACGAUAGUGCGCCGGGCCAACAGUCUGAAACGACUGGGUUCGACGCUCGGCACACUGAGCAGCGAUUCCAACGAUUCGGUUCACAACCAAGCCGAAGUGGCCAGUCAACACGCGUCCACCGUCGGCACGGCCGGUUCCAAAUCCAGCAAGUCCAUGGCCGCACUGAACAACGCGGUCAACAUAGCGAGACACGCCACUGACGGGUCCAUCGGCAUCUUGGACAUGUUUGGGUUCGAAGAGCCGAAGGUACCCCCGACCAUAUUUUACAGUAUAACUCAAUAAUACAAUUACAAAUAUUUUCUAGUGGCCGGGCAUAACCGAAUAGUGUUGUCUCGAUUAUAUUUAUGCGUCGUCAAUUUAUUUAUCAAUUUUAUCGUGUUGACGGUUUCAUAAGUAUAUUAAUUAGUUCUAUCUGAACCAGGAGCGUCAUUUGAGGGAUUCAGACUGUACUUUGGCAGCCCUAUAUUUUUAAAUGGUUUUUUUUGGCCCGCAUAAAAUGUUACAAUUGGGCCGUCGUUGAUAAAAUGUAAAAUGCACACAUUAAUCGAACGACUAUCAAUGGCCGUCUCUACCUACCGGAGUCCGAUUGUCUGUGAUGUGACAUAGGGAAUUUUUACCACGGAUAAUUAUUGUCGACUCUUAAUUGUUAUCAUGGCUAAAAAAUCAGACAUGUCAGCGAGGUAACAGUGCGCGUCGAAACUCAAGUCGUAGUUUAGUAUCAAUGUUAUUGUAAAUGGCAACAAAUUUGUAGUCUUUAAACAGUAUUUUAAUAUUAAAAUGUAAAUUGAGACUACGAAUAUAAGCGAACUGAAAAUUUUUAGAAAAAUUGGCCUGAUUUAAAUAUUUACAUCAUUAUUGAAAAACUGAAAUGAUGAACGCCCCCGAUUUGAAUACCUUAAAAUGGGACCACCGUUUAGAUUAAUACAUUUUGGACAUAUUUGAAAUACUUAGGUUAUAAUAUUAUAUUGUAGUUUUUAUUAGAAUUUGCAAAAUAAUUUAUGUACCUAGUGACUAGGUUCUAGUCUCUUCCAACCGCAGCAAUUUUAAAAUGUGUAAAUAAUUUCGAAAAUCGGAUUUUUAGAACGUUAAAUCCUUUUUAUUAGAAUUCGGAUUUUGCUCAUCUGAAUUUGAGGAAAAUAUUCGAAUAUAAUCGAUUAUGAGAGAAAACUAUUCGUAUAGGUAGGAGUAGUUAAUAUUUGUUUAUAGAAAAACUAUUUGAAUAGUUUCUAAUCGGUUAUGGGGAAACCUAAUAGAAUAAAAUAUUCAAAAGUUCUUCCGAACUAUGGAAAACUAACGUCAGUAAAUUAUUCGGAAGUGCUAAUUACUAAUGUUUUCUAACCUCAAUAUUUAUCGUUAUUAAUUAUUAAUUUCGAACUAAUCAUUUACAGCCCAGUCAACUGGAACACUUGUGUAUCAACCUUUGCGCCGAGACAAUGCAGCAUUUCUACAAUACUCACAUAUUCAAAUCUAGCAUCGAAUCUUGUCGCGACGAAGGAAUACAUUGUGACGUUGAAAUCGACUAUGUCGACAACGUCCCGUGCAUAGAUCUCAUAUCUUCAUUGGUAAGAACAUUGGAGAAGGCUCCUUCCACUGGCUUACGUAUUCAAUUUACGUUAUUUUUUUCGUUUUCAUUGAAACAUUGUUUAUCCCGCAGAGAACCGGAUUGUUGAGCAUGUUGGACGUCGAAUGUUCCGUCAACGGGUCGGUAGAGCUGUAUCUGAGAAAAGUGAAAUCCCAACACAGAAACAAUCCAAGACUCUUCGAAACCAAAUCGGUGGACCAGAGAUCUUUCGGCAUACAACAUUUUUCUGGCAGGGUUAUAUACGACGCUUCGGAUUUUCUCGGUAAAAAUCAAAACCACAGUUAUCUACCUAAUUGACUCAACGUUAGAUAAAUGUGAUCACAAUCUGUACCUAUCUAUAAUGCAUAUAUUUCGUAUGGGUCACUGCUGUAGGUCUGUGACUUUAUUGAGUAUAAUCAUUUAUAUGCGAUUUCAGAAACCAACAAGGAUGUGGUGCCUGACGAUCUGGUGUCCGUUUUCCAUAAACAGUCAUGUUCUUUUGGUUUCGCCACGCAUUUGUUUGGAAGCGAGCUAAAAGCGCUGUACAGUAUAGAAACUGUACCAAGAGGAAUAAAAUUCCGAAUAUCUCCGACGUCUCAUUCCGAUCUGUAAGUAGGAUAUUAUUAUAUUUACUCAAAAAUAUUCAUAAAAUUACAUUUAGUUAAUUUUAUUCCGUUUCGACAGUUAUAAACAAAUGACGAAAUAUAUUUGUUAACACUGUUAUGUUACUUACUGGACAAUCUGAACUUCUUCAAAGUAUCUUCUUUCUCUCUUAGGCUUUUUAUAGGUCUUUCAAGCCCAUCACCGCAAUAAAAACGCCUCCAUUAUUCCCUGUAUUUUGCAGUUUCUUCUACAUGCCUUACUCCCAAUGUCCUCAAAUCUUCAAAAUAUACACAACUCAAUAACUACAUGCAUACUUUCAACGCAAUAUGACUGAAAGCCCAAAUUCAAAUAGUUUAUAAUUAACAUUUAUUUUUCUACAUCGCGUUUCAUUUUACAGAUUAAACGGCAACGAACCCGUGUCGACGUUAACGCAAGACUUCCACACUCGACUGGAUAAUUUAUUAAGAUCUCUGGUACACGCCAGACCUCAUUUUGUCCGUUGCAUUAAAGCAAACGCCACAGAAACUCCGGACAAAUUUGACCGAGCCGUUGUUAUGCGACAAAUACGCUCGUUACAAGUGUUGGAAACUGUGAAUUUAAUGGCAGGAGGUAAACAGACGUUAGAACUAUAAUAACAAAUAAUAAAUAAUUGUGUUUACAAAAUGUGUAUCAAUUAUUUAGGUUAUCCCCAUCGUAUGCGGUAUAAAGCUUUCAACCUCAGAUACAAGAUGUUGGCACCGUUUAACAGACUUUUACGGACUGACGAUCGAGCGACUGAAGAUUGCCAUCUAAUACUGCAAUGUAUCGAAGACAGAAUAGACACAAAACAGAGUGAAGUGAGCAUGAGUUGGGCAUUCGGCAAAAGACACGUCUUCCUGAGGUAAGUAGUUAUUAUAUCUACUAUUAUGGUAAACAGUAAAAUAUCGUAAACUUUUAAUUCACUUGUACCUACUUGUAAUUUUUUUAUUUAGCGAGGGUGUAAGGCAACAUCUAGAAAAACUUCGAUGGCAGACUCAUCACAAUGCUGCUGUACUGAUACAAUGUACUUGGAGAAGUUGGAGGACCAGGAGGAAAUGGCCUGGCACCAAACGAAUUAUGCAAAUGCAACAAGUUUCCAACCCGAUCGUACAAUGUAUGUGUGUUAUAAUGUAUAGGACAUUUAAUUUGUCUACUAUGAGUACAAAUUUGAAUUUAAGUGUAUUCUAAUGGUUAUUCUUUACCCAACACAAUUUCAAAUUUCAAUAAUUAAUCAGAUAGUCUGGUUUUGAGCAGUUUUUAAGGUUCAUUCUUUCAAGUACACCUGUACAUUUAAAUAAUAAUUAAAAAUUUAAAAAUAUAAAUAAAGUAAAAGAAAUAAAUAUCCACACAACUUUUAUAAUUCUCUAGGCUUUGUUUUGUCUCUUUUUUUUCUGAUAAUUUAUUUAUUUGUUUUUAAUAUAUACGUAUAUAUUGUUAUUUUUAUUUAUUUAAGUAUUUUAUUUUAUCUAUAUUUUUUAUUUUCCAUUUUUUAUUACCUAUUAAUCUAAAACAACUUUUGUUUUUUUUAAAUAAGUAUUGAUCAAAUUGAUGUUGUAGAGAUUAAUUUAUAUAUACGUAGAUUAUAAAAUAAAUGGGUAUACACUGGAUUUCUCGUUUAUACAUUUUCACUGAUGAAAUAUAGUAAAAUAGGUAUUGUGUACAUUUAUUUGAUAAUUUAUUUAUUUUGUUUUGUUUAAUUAGGUCUCAACAAUAAAUUGGGUAUAAACGGUCGGAAAAUGAGUAAUAUUAACUCAACUUCUGGAAGUCAAAUACCUAACGCCGGAAUAAAUAACAGCGGCACAGCAACUUUGACAAGACCCAGACCUCAACCCAUAACAGGAACACCUCCUCCAGAUCAAAUUGAAAAAUUUGAUCAGAAAAUAAUACAGACUUGUAAUCUUUUUGGAUUGAAUUUGGUAAAUAAUAAUUUUCAAAUAUAUUAUACAAGUAGUUAAUAAUUUGAAAAGUUAUUAUGUAUUUGAAUAGAUUUUCGUUUUCCAAAAUAUGUAAUAUUAUGUGUUACUUUUACUUACUAAUCUUGAUUAUAGGCUUUUAAGAUGACUAUCUAUUUAAAAAUCAAUGACGUCUUUAGGUUUUAUAAAACAAUUACUAACACAAAAUGUUGUCACUAUUUUUCAGGAAAGACCUCCACCGUUACCUCCAAGUCGUUCAUAUACAAUAUCAGGCAAUACAAAAGUAGGGUAUCCACAAAAUCGUAUCAUGAAAAAAUCGUUUCCAGGUAAUACGAUAUUAUCAAUAGUAAAAGACCAAUAAAUUGUUUGGUUUUGUAAAAGGGAUACUAUAUGAAUAUUUUGAAUAAUAAUAAUAUAAUUUUCAGAAGAAGGAAACUGUGAUGUUACACUGAUGAAAGGUGAUACGGUCAUUGUGGUAGGCACAUCCAACCGGAGAGGACAUCUUGUUGUCGAAUACUGCAACCGUAGUCUGGAUGUACCAUUCCAAUUUUUAGAAUUGAAACCAAGACCCGUUGCUAUUUAAUACGUCCUUUGUUCCACAUUCUUUGUUUCUUUUAAAUUAAGAAAUGAUUAUGGUAUAAUCAACGCUCAAAUAUGAAACUUAUGAUCAAACGUUAAUUUUUAUUCAUCUAAUGUGUACAUUAUCCAUUAAGUUUCUAGUGUAGAAGAUGGCUGUCUAUAACGCCGAAAACUAUGCUUUAUUUGAAUAACCGUUAAAUAACUAAUGUAUAAUCAUUUGUGUUAUAGAAUUUUAGUACAAAUUGAUAUUUUCCAUUCCUGUAUAAUUUAUAUUUUUUGUAAUUAGGACAUUACGAUUAUUUUAAGUUUUAAUUCUCUUUAAGAUUUAUUAUUUUUUUUUUUUUUAAAUUAACUACUAUAUGUAAUAAAUUAUUAUGUUUUAUUGUUAUUUUAUUAUUAUUAUCGUGCCAAAAUUAUUUUUAUAUAAAUACUACAGAAUACACAUGAUGACAUUUUAAGUUAUUUUAUCAAAAAUCUCGUUUAAGCCAUGUCAUGUGAACUUGAAACACGAAAGUUGAAUCCAAUGACUGACGUUGUAUGUCGUAAUAAAACUUGAGACUGAGAUUUUUAAGUUUUUAUUUUUUUUUUUAAAUCUGAAUCGUCAGACUUAAUUUUUAGUAAAGUAAAUUCAUAUGUCACAUAUUAUCAUUUUUUAUUUUAUUUUUUAUCAAUUUUUUAAAAAUUGUUUCAAUAAUAUUAUAUUUAUUUUGAAAUACAAUUAUACGAUUACUGUUUGAAAUUUUACCAAAAACAAAUAUGUUAAAACAUGUACAUUGCAUUGGUUUUACUACUUUCAUUAGCACAAAAAUUACCAAAAUGUCUAAGACUGGUAAAACUAUUCCAAUAACGAUAGGGACUAGGGUAUGACAAAUAAUUUAAUCAAGUGAAAUAUUUAUAUAAUUAUAACAUGAAUAGGCAAGUGUUGAGUUUUCUGACACACUGUCGACAUGUUGACAUGGAUUUUUCUUUUUGAAAUUGUUAUUUUUAUUCCAUAGAGAGAUUAGAUGAAAUUUACCUGUUUAUAGUACACUAUCUACGAUAAAUAUAAUAC